This is a messenger RNA of Andrographis paniculata, 1386 nucleotides long. Its product is annotated as WAT1-related protein At3g28050-like. The record is from RefSeq and is a predicted model, not a curated record. Gene Ontology annotation, molecular function: transmembrane transporter activity. Lineage: Eukaryota; Viridiplantae; Streptophyta; Magnoliopsida; Lamiales; Acanthaceae. Gene Ontology annotation, cellular component: plasma membrane. The transcript is spliced from 7 exons. The coding region runs from base 40 to 1218 and encodes 392 amino acids.
ACCCACACUCACUCCACAGCUGUACAUAUAUAUAUAUUUAUGUUAAUGAAGCGUAGCGUGUGCCAGCAACGCGAAGCUCGAAGUGCGGGGAGAGUGAAAGGGAAGGAAAUGGCUAGAGGAGGAGAUCCGCGCCGGUACUGUUACAGAGAAGCGCUACCAUUCGCGGCGAUGGUGGCCAUGGAGUGUACCAACGUCGGCCUCAACACUCUCUUCAAGCUCGCCACGCGCCAUGGCAUGAGUCGCCAUGUUUUCCUCGUCUACGCCUACGGUGUCGCCGCUUUCGUGCUGCUUCCAUCCCCUUUCUUUUCCCGCAGAUCACCGCUGCUGCCUUCGCUGAAUUCGCGCAUUCUGCUCAAGAUAUUUCUCCUCGGAGCCGUCGGGUACUCAUCGCAGAUAAUGGGGUACACAGGAAUCGAUUACGCUUCUCCGACGCUUGCAUCCGCCAUGAGCAACCUGGCUCCGGCAUUUACUUUCGUUCUCGCCAUCGUUUUCAGGAUGGAAAGGGUAGCUUUGUCAAGCCGAAGCAGCCAGGCUAAAAUUCUUGGCACCACUGUUUCUAUAUUGGGAGCUCUUGUCAUGACACUUUAUCAAGGUCCAAGCAUUAAUGCAGCUCACUCGCCUGUUGUUUCAUUGCAUCGUCAAUCGCUUCAUUCAUCCCAAACAAACUGGAUGAUCGGCAGCCUAUUUCUGUCAGUUGAAUAUUUUCUUGUUCCUGUGUGGUACAUUUUACAGACACAAAUUAUGAAGGAGUAUCCAGCAGAACUGACCGUAGUCUUCUUCUACACAUCGUUCGUGAGCAUCAUAGCUGCUGUUGCCGGGGUUUUCAUGGAACCAAAAUCCAGCCAAUGGAUCAUCAAACCCAAUGUUGCUCUGGCUUCUAUGUUAUGUUCGGGAGUGCUCGGGUGUUGUGUGAACAAUGUCGUUCACACAUGGGCCUUACACCUCAGAGGACCUGUCUAUGUUGCGAUGUUCAAGCCUCUUUCAAUCGCCAUAGCUGCAGCCAUGGGCGUAGCUGUCCUGGGGGAUACUCUGUAUCUUGGAAGCAUCAUUGGAGCGACGAUCAUAGCCGUUGGAUUCUACACAGUGAUAUGGGGAAAAGCUAAAGAGGAGUUCGGUGAAUACGACGCCAGAGCAUGCGCCGGGGACUUGGAGUCUUCCACUGCCAAAAAGCAUCCUUUGCUACAAAGCUAUAACUCCCAAGUUCCCACCAAGUGGUGAUGAUUAAUUAAGACAACCAUGUGUAGGUAAAUUAUCUCUACCCAAACAUAUUAUUACUAUAUAUAUAUAUGUAUAUACGAGAAUAAUAGAAAGAAAUACUGCAUAUGUCUAAGUAACUGUAUAUUCUUGUUCCUGUCUUGUUGUAAUAAUUUUAAGAUAUAUAUCCAG